Molecule: messenger RNA, 2383 nt
Organism: Drosophila sulfurigaster albostrigata
Lineage: Eukaryota; Metazoa; Arthropoda; Insecta; Diptera; Drosophilidae
Gene: Cog7
Product: conserved oligomeric Golgi complex subunit 7
Exons: 2
Coding region: 60-2336 (758 amino acids)
Biological process (GO): retrograde vesicle-mediated transport, Golgi to endoplasmic reticulum; intracellular protein transport; Golgi organization
Cellular component (GO): COG complex
Source: RefSeq, a predicted model, not a curated record
GUUUAGUAGUUGCAGAAGACUAAAACCAUUUGGAUUAAUUUAUUCGAUCCGGUUUUAUUAUGGAUAUUUCGGCGUUAUCGGAGCCUAGCUUCAGUGCAGCCGAUUGGAUAAAUGCCAACUACAAGAAGUAUGCCGAAGAAAAUGGUAAAAAAGACGGCGGAACUGCCACAUCAUUCAUCCAAAGCUACGUGGCCAAGUUGCAGCUGUAUGUGCAGCAAGUGAACUAUGCUGUUGAAGAAUCCAGCCAGCAGGUUGUGGCUAAUAUGCCGCGUAUUGCCAAGGAAGCGGCCACUCUGCAAUGUGAUGUCGCCAUGUUGCAGCAAAAGAUGCGAACAAUGCGUCAAGAAGUGGCAGCGGUGCAGGAGGAGACAGGAGACUGCAUGGCCACGUUGGAGCGUUUGAAUACAUUGCAAACCAAACUACAGGCUGCAAAGGAAUCGCUACAAGAGUCAGACGGCUGGGGCAACCUGCUUUCUGAACUGGAGGACUGUUUUGAGCGCAACGAUUUAAAGGGCGUAUGCGACAAGCUGACAGCGCUCCAGAAAUCACUGCAUGCACAGGAACAGCUGCCUGGGCAUGCUGAACGUCAGACACAAGUGGAGGACUUUAAGAAUCGACUCGAGGCCAUGGCAUCGCCUAGUUUGGUGCAGUGUUUCGCCGAGUCCAAUUUGGAGCAGUCGCAAAAGCAUGUCCAGAUCUUUAGCAGCAUUCAGCGACUGCCCCAGUUGCAUCAAUACUAUCGCGCCGUUCAAAAGAACGUGCUACAGCUGCAGUGGAAGCAAGCUCUGGAGUUGCAAAUAACCGAUUCACAGCAGACCCCACAUCAGCAUUUCUUGACACACUUCUAUGACCAACUAUUGGAGCACUGUCAACGCCAGUUAAAAUGGUGCGUUCAACUAUUCGGGGACGACUCGUCAUCGGAAGUGGCUCAAUCACAACCAUUCCUGGUAAUUGCUGAGCUGCUGCCGGCCCUGCAACCAACACGAGACACUCACAUUCUACAGUUGCUGAAGACAUCGAAUGAACGGCUGGAGCUGCUGGGGCAAUAUGCACAGGCGAAUCAAAGCUUUGUGCUGCAUCUCAAUUCCAUAUUGCAACAGUCCAACAUUGUGCUGCCCAGUGAUUUGCAUCGUCAGCUGGGGGAGGCCAUUUUUGAGUAUUUCCAUAAGUUUAUAAAUCAAUAUCCGCGUCUUGAGGAAACACAGCUAUCGACGCAAGUGGAUAAGCUGCUGUCGAAGCAGGCAACGCCCAGCGAUGCAGUACAUCAUCUCGAGGACAGCACACGCAAACUUUAUGAAUGGCUGCAACAGGCAUGCGCUCGCUGUGCAUCGAUAACCAACGAUCUUGCCCUAUGCAAGCUCAUCACGGUGCUUAAUGGCAUCUUCAAGCGUCAGCUGGAGAAUUUCAGUCGCACUCAACGUCAGUUGAGUCUCAGUCUGGGUAGUAAUGGUGCAACGGGCACAGGAGCAGCACGUAGCGAGAAUUGGUCACUGCUGCAGUACACUAUGUCACAACUGCAAUGUCUCACGGACUUUCUGCUGCGACUCCAUCAAUUCGAGCAGACUCUGCACACUCGCAUGACGACGUUGGCCAAUCGACUGCAAGUAGCUGCUGAUGGACAUGCCAUUGACAUUUAUCAGACCUGUGAACGCUCGGCACACACUCAGUUGCUCGCGAGCAUAGCUGAUUAUCAAGCGAAGCGCGCCGACGCAUCAGCAGCCACAUCGGCAGACAGUCUGGGUAUCUUCCCGCAGAUCUAUGGCACACUCAAGACCUAUCUGGCAGAAACGCAUGACAUUACACUGAACAUAUUGCUGCAGCCAAUCGAAGUGCAUCUGGCGCACAUACGGCCACCCGUGGAAUCACAUACCUCGGCUGGCAUCAACAUGCCUGCCUUUAGCUUUGCACCUCAGGAGAGCAUCACACAAAUUGGACAAUAUCUGUUGACUCUACCGCAACAUCUGGAGCCGCUGCUGUUGUCGCCAUCGGCGUUGCUCAAGCAGGCGUUGGAGUUGUGCAACAUCAAGUAUACGCAGGCUAUUCCUUGUGCGGAUGUGCUGCUGUCGCUAGUCGUGGAGCAAUGCUGUGUGCUCUACCAGGCGCAGAUACUGCAAAUCAAGUCACUUCCCGCUUCAUCGGCCACACAGUUGAGCGUGGAUAUUGAGUAUUUGUCGAAUGUGCUGGAGGAACUUGGUCUAACCAUCAACUUACAGCUAUCACAGAUUCUAAUUCUGCUAAAAGCGGCACCAGAGCAAUAUCUUAGCCUGAGCAGCGGUUGCGAACCGCGACUUGUGACAGCCAUAAGGCAAAUGCGCAAUAUUAUAUCCACGCAAUAAUUGUAAUCAGUAUGCACAAUAUAUCUAUGUCUAUAUUACCUAUAAAA